UCUAGGAAAAGCUCUGAAGAGAAAGUUUGGUGGAUCUUCCUGAUUGUUCCAGGUCCUAACAGAUUUAAUAGGCGAGUAUCAGUCUGUGCUGAGACUUACAACCCUGAUGAGGAAGAGAAAGAUACUGAUCCAAGGGUGAUUCAUCCUAAAACUGAUGAACAGAGAUGCAGAUGUCAGGAAGCUUGCAAAGAUACUCUUCUUUUCAAAAAUCUUGAUCAGGAACAGCUUUCUCAAGUCCUUGAUGCCAUGUUUGAAAGGAUAGUCACAGUUGAUGGGCAUGUUAUUGACCAAGGAGAUGAAGGAGACAACUUUUAUGUCAUAGAACAGGGAACCUAUGAUAUUUUGGUAACAAAGGAUAAUGAAACCCGUUGUGUUGGUCAGCAUGAUACGGGCAGUUUUGGAGAAUUAGCUCUGAUGUACAAUACCCCGAGAGCUGCCAUUGUUGCCACUCCAGAAGGCUCUCUUUGGGGACUGGACUGGUUGACUUUUAGAAGAAUCAUAGUGAAAAACAAUGCAAAAAAGAGGAAGAUGUUUGAAUCAUUUAUUGAGUCUGUGCCCCUUCUUAAAUCUCUAGAGGUAUCAGAACGAAUGAAAAUUGUGGAUGUAAGAGGAGAGAAGAUUUAUAAGGAUGGAGAGCGCAUAAUCACUCAGGGUGAAAAGCCUGAUAGCUUUUAUAUCAUAGAGUCUGGUGAAGUGGGCAUUUUGCUUAAAAGCAAGAGUAAAACAAACAAGGACAAUGGGAACCUAAAAGUUGAGAUUGCCCGCUGUCCCAAGGGGCAGUGCUUUGGAGAGGUUCCACUGGUCACGAACAAACCCAGAGCUGCUUCUGCUUAUGCAACUGGAGAUGUCAAAUGCUUAGUUAUGGAUGUACAAGCAUUUGAGAGGCUUCUGGGGCUCUGCAUGGACAUCAUGAAGAGGAAUAUCUCACAGUAUAAGGAACAGCUGGUGAAGAUGUUUGGCUCCAGCAUGGAUCUGAUCGACCCUGGGCAGUAG
Molecule: messenger RNA, 993 nt
Organism: Otolemur garnettii (small-eared galago)
Lineage: Eukaryota; Metazoa; Chordata; Mammalia; Primates; Galagidae
Product: cAMP-dependent protein kinase type II-alpha regulatory subunit-like
Source: RefSeq, a predicted model, not a curated record